Molecule: messenger RNA, 670 nt
Organism: Stegodyphus dumicola
Lineage: Eukaryota; Metazoa; Arthropoda; Arachnida; Araneae; Eresidae
Source: RefSeq, a predicted model, not a curated record
UAUGGAACUUUACAGAGAACCAUCAGAUAAAUAUGGAAACUUCAUGAACGGCACGUGGGAUGGCAUAAUAGGAAUGGUGCACAGAAAUGAAGUAGACUUUCUUAUGAACCCUGUCGUACCAAGAGAGCCAGUUUUAGAAUUCUCUUACUUUACAAAUCCAAUUACAAUUGAGGCUUUCAGUGUGCUUUCUGGAAAAGAAAAAAAGGAAGCUGGAUUAUUUCUUUAUUUCAGCGUGUUAGAUAAAUGGGUGUGGAACGGAAUUUUGAUCGCUUUUGUCGUCGUAGCUCUAACUUCUGCCAUACUAUACAAGAAAAUAGUUCAGCCAGCUGAUAUUAACUGGAUAAGAAUUUUCAGUCAAUAUAUUUGGCUUUUAUUUUCAUACAUGUUACGACAAAGAAAUUUAGUUAUACUGGUAUGUUCUCAUUACAAUCCUGCUUGGACAAAACAUGGAGAAAAAUGCAUCUUUUCAAGGUUUAAAGCAAAGAGAGGCUUGGUUAUUAAGGCUACAGUUAUAUUAGAUAUAUUGGUUAAUGUUCUUGCUAACUCUGCCACUUUCUUCCUGUGUGCAACAUUUUACGGAAGGCUAAAUGACGUUAUUAUCUAUCAAAGCGAGUCUUUACGUAAAACUAGGCCUUGUUUGAUGUACAAGAUCUUGCCUUUUUGUUGUUAA